This is a messenger RNA of Rhinichthys klamathensis goyatoka, 1450 nucleotides long. Its product is annotated as homeobox protein TGIF2. Gene Ontology annotation, biological process: regulation of transcription by RNA polymerase II. The record is from RefSeq and is a predicted model, not a curated record. The coding region runs from base 258 to 1427 and encodes 389 amino acids. Gene Ontology annotation, molecular function: RNA polymerase II cis-regulatory region sequence-specific DNA binding; DNA-binding transcription factor activity, RNA polymerase II-specific. Lineage: Eukaryota; Metazoa; Chordata; Actinopteri; Cypriniformes; Leuciscidae. The transcript has 3 exons.
GAGAGAGAAAGAGAGAGAGAGAGAGUUUGGUGGAGCUGCAGGUAAACGGAUGUUUGUCAACAGGAUCACUUCCCUCGUGACACACUAAUGAGCAGAUUCAUUGAUUACUGGAGCUUCAACUCAACACAGCUGUGUGUGUGAGAGAAAGAGAGAGUGUGUGCGAGUGUGAGAAGAACACACUCUCCGUUUGACGAGGACCCGCGUUUCCACACCAGCAACUUUUUUCAAACAUUCCGUUUUAUUUUCGAACAUCCAGGAUGAAGCCCAACAAAAGAGCUUUUGAUGAGGAUCAGAACGGAGACACCGAGUUUUCUGCCAUGUCGGACAGUGACCCGUGUGAAGACGACGGUUACCCUCUCAACCUGUCCACCAGCGGCAGGAGAAGCGGCUCUUCCGCCAAACGCCGCCGACGUGGAAACCUCCCCAAAGAGGCGGUUCAGGUUCUGAGAGACUGGCUUUAUGAGCAUCGCUUCAACGCGUAUCCCUCAGAGCAGGAGAAGCUGAGCCUGUCUGGACAGACGCAUCUGUCCGUAUCGCAGAUCUGUAACUGGUUCAUAAACGCCCGCCGGAGGCUCCUGCCGGACCUGCUCAGGAAAGACGGCAAAGACCCCACGCAGUUUACAAUGUCUCGACGCACCAGCAAAACCGACAGAUCCGCCUCCCCAGAAAGCCCCGCCUCUUCGACACGCCCCUCAGUCAUUUGCCCCGCCCCAACGUUGGACUUGAGGCUUUUGGGUAACACUGCGACUGCAAUUUUGGCCGGAGCCGGUUGCUUGUCGUCGUCCGGCAGUCAAGAUGGAGGCGUUCAGGCUCUGAUGCAACUGGACACACGAGGUCUGCUGAGGCGAGAAGGUCUAACUGGUUUCCGGAGUGAAGAUCAUUACCUGACGACUAUCCCGUUCGCUUCUACCUCUGUCCCGACCCUGGGAGCGGUGAGCCCGAGCGGGGUCCUGUUCAACACGCCACCUCCUACCCCACCGGAGCUGUGCGCGCAAGAUUUCAGCGAUCUGAAGCUUCUAGUGGACGCGGCCCUGCAACGCGCAGCUGAGCAAGAAAACUGCAGACAGAAAGAGCAGCCGAUGCAAGCGAACGGACCUUCGAAUGAAAGUGAGCUCGUCCAGAAUGGUGAUUUUGAGACCAUUUUGACUUCCACAGCAGAAACGCCUUCAAGGGACGAAUCCAAUCCUGAACCAGCCUUGAUUGAGAGCGCAAUAUUACCAGUAUCAGUUCCUGUCAUGAGCCGCUCUUUUCCAGGCCUUCCCGUGGAUCUAAGCUCAGCCGGCGUCUCCGAUGUCCUCGGAGAGAAUGUUACAGAAUCUGCUAGCUUCACGUCUGCUGGGAUGUGGGGCGUCCGGCAACCCGGUCCACUUGCGAGCACGUGGGUUUCUCAGUACGUGCAUAAUACGGUCACGGAAGCGGUCAACUGAUCGCUGCGAAAAACUCAAGCAGA